Messenger RNA from Closterium sp. NIES-65, 1704 nucleotides. Lineage: Eukaryota; Viridiplantae; Streptophyta; Zygnematophyceae; Desmidiales; Closteriaceae. The record is from the annotation of a GenBank genome assembly.
AUGGACGUGGACAUGGACGUGGACAUGGACGUGGACGUGGACCUGGACGUGGACGUGGACAUGGACGUGGACAUGGACGUGGACAUGGACGUGGACAUGGACAUGGACGUGGACAUGGACGUGGACGUGGACGUGGACGUGGACGUGGAGAUGGACGUGGACGUGGACGUGGAGGACUUGGACGUGGAGAUGGACGUUGACGUGGACGUGGACGUGGACGUGGACAUGGACGUGGACGUGGACAUGGACGUGGACGUGGACGUGGACAUGGACGUGGACAUGUACGUGGACGUCGACGUGGAAGUGGACGUGGACGUGGAGAACUUGGACGUGGACAUGGACGUGGACAUGGACGUGGACGUGGACGUGGACGUGGACGUGGACUGGGACGUGGACGUGGACAUGGACGUGGACGUGGACGUGGACGUGGACUGGGACGUGGACGUGGACGUGGACGUGGACGUGGACGUGGACGUGGACGUGGACGUGGAGUGGACGUGGACGUGGACGUGGACGUGGACGUGGACGUGGACGUGGAGGUGGACGUUGAGUGGACGUGGACGUGGACGUGGACGUGGACGUAGACGUGGACGUGGACGUGGACGUGGACGUGGACGUGGACGUGUACGUGGACGUGGACGUGGACGUGGACGUGGACGUGGACGUGUGGACGUGGACGUGGACGUGGACGUGGACGUGGACAUGGACGUGGACGUGGACGUGGACGUGGACGUGGAGUGGACGUGGACGUGGACAUGGACAUGGACGUGGAGGUGGACGUGGACGUGGAGUGGACGUGGACGUGGACGUGGACAUGGACGUGGAGGUGGACGUGGAGGUGGACGUGGACGUGGACGUGGAGGUGGACGUGGACGUGGACGUGGACGUAGAGGUGGACGUGGACGUGGACGUGGACGUGGAGAACUUGGACGUAGACAUGGACGUGAACGUGGACAUGGACGUGGACAUGGACGUGGACAUGGACGUAAACGUGGACGUGGACAUGGACGUGCACGUGGACGUGGACGUGGACAUGGACGUGGAGGUAGACGUGGAGUGGACGUGGACGUGGACGUGGACGUGGACAUGGACGUGGACGUGGACGUGGACGUGGACGUGGACGUGGACGUGGACGUGGACAUGGACGUGGGCGUGGACGUGGACGUGGACAUGGACAUGGACGUAGACGUAGACGUGGACGUGGACGUGGACAUGGACGUGGACGUGGAGAACUUGGACGUGGACAUGGACGUGAACGUGGACGUGGACGUGGACGUGGACGUGGACGUGGACGUGGACAUGGAGGUGGACGUGGACAUGGAGGUGGACGUGGACGUGGACAUGUACGUGGACGUGGACAUGUACGUGGACGUCGACGUGGAAGUGGACGUGGACGUGGAGAACUUGGACGUGGACAUGGACGUGGACAUGGACGUGGACGUGGAUGUGGACGAAGACAUGGUCGUGGAUGUGGACGUGGACGUGGACGUGGACGUGGACAUGGACUUAGACGUGGACGUGGACGUGGACGUGGACGUGGUCGUGGACGUGGUCGUGGACAUGGACGUGGACGUGGACAUGGACGUGGACGUAGACAUGGACGUGGACCUGGACGUGGACGAGGACGUGGCGUGGACAUGGACGUGGACUUCCGAUACUGACCGACCUGGCCAAUGCACCAUUUUCUCUAUACAUGUGCAUUGA